AGGUGCCAGCAAGAUCUAAUAACCUUUAAAAGGAAACCUUUAUUAAGUAAACAGAAGAUGGAGUUCAGGCGAGCACGAGGCGUUUGCGUUCCAGCGGUUCACCUGCACCUGACGGCAGCCACCAUGCAAGUCAGCCAGAAAGACUUUGAAAAGGCUCAAGAACAACUGAAGCUUUUGAAAAAGGAUCCUGGGAAUGAAACUAAGUUGCAGCUCUAUGCUCUGUUUAAACAGGCUACCGAAGGUCCUUGCAAUUCUCCAAAGCCUGGUAUGCUGGACUUUGUCAAGAAAGCCAAGUGGGAUGCAUGGAAUUCUCUUGGCGAUUUGUCUCAGGAUAAUGCCAGACAGAAAUAUACUGAACUUGUCUCAAGUCUGAUCUCUGCAGAAUCUGCUGGCCAGAAAAAAGAUGCUUCUCCAGAAGAGGGCAGACAUGAUGGCUAUGAAACGAUACUAGUUACCACCAAAAACAAUAUCACAAAGAUAAUGUUUAACCGACCUGAUAGGAAAAAUGCCAUCAACCGUAAGAUGUACAGAGAAAUUAUCAAAGCACUUGAAGAAGCUGGGAAAGACGAUUCUACCAUAGCAGUUAUUACUGGAAAUGGAGACUACUAUAGCAGUGGGAAUGAUCUGAGUAAUUUUACUGAUGUCCCGCCUGGUGGAAUGGAGAAGAUGGCAGAAGAUGGAGCAGUAUUACUCAAGUAA
Apaloderma vittatum (bar-tailed trogon) is the source of this 699-nucleotide messenger RNA. RefSeq names its product enoyl-CoA delta isomerase 2, mitochondrial-like. NCBI's taxonomy places the organism in Eukaryota, Metazoa, Chordata, Aves, Trogoniformes, Trogonidae. Gene Ontology annotation, molecular function: fatty-acyl-CoA binding. The transcript is spliced from 7 exons. The record is from RefSeq and is a predicted model, not a curated record. Bases 58 to 699 code for a protein of 213 amino acids.